AAUUGCUUCUAUCGAUUCUAUCGAUUAAUAUCAGACGAGUUACAGUCACACGUAUACGUUAUAUUUAAUUUAAAGCACACAAUACGAUUGACAUGGCUCCCGGCAUUCGCUUUUUCAUAACGACGCCUCGUAAAUUUGUUUCAGAAAUUAAAAUUGGACUGUGAAUGGAUCUAGUUACGGAUGUCGGGGAUUUCAUGGUAGCGUGUUGUGAGGUGAGGUAUGUGGUCCAGUGUAUGGUGAGCUGCAGGACGCCUUUUUAAUUAUAAUCAGGUUUUUUUGUGACCUCGUUGAUGAUUUGAUGGUGGCGUAACAAUGAUACAGGAUAUUGAGAUAUGUUUUUUUUUUUUCUUUUGGGAAAAGAGCAUUUGUUAUAUUUUUUUUAAUGUUUCGAAAAGUUGUCCUUGUCUUGUUAGUCCCUAAACUGCAUGGUACAAAAUUGACGAUAGAGCCUAUUUUAGCUUCCACAAAAACAUUGUGCCAAGGAGUCGAACUCAAUGUAGUUUGUCAAAUAACUGGAUUGAAUAAAUUAUCACUAAACGUACCAGAAGGGUCAACAAACUCCAUUUCGAUUUUUUAAUACCUACUAUCCACAAUUUGUUGUAGGUAAGCUUUUCAAAUAAAACUUUUUUGUAUGAACUGAAACAAUAGUAGAUAGUGUAGCUAAAAAAAUAAGUAUCAUUUACAUUACUAUCGCCAUAGACCCACGUGUAAUGAAAUUUCACUCACUAAGACACGCGUAAAGGGAAGGUAUGAAGUUUAAAAACCUGCCUAUUUAUUUUAAUACAUAGAUAAACAAUAGAAAAAACAUGUUUCCAACAUAAAUUCUAUACAUUGUACCAACAUACCAAAGUCAAGUAUAAGUUACGCAAAAAAACAAAUUAGCAAAAACAAUUGACUAACAGUAACUAGCAAAAGUAAUUAGUAUUGAAUAAAUGCAAAUCGAUCCGUCUCUAAGUUUACACAAAGUUCUACAACAAACUCGUAAAUAACCGAGAACUUAUCUGCGAGCAAUUAAAAAAGCUAUUCAAUAAUUAUUGAAUACAAACAAAAACUUAUGACGUGCAAGUUCAAUUAGUGUGUGUGGUGUGGGAGGCUUCGCGGGGCGACGGCGGCCGCCAUCUAGCGGGCGUCAGCGCCGCCCACCGCCGCCUCGCGCGCCGCCAACGGCCUCGCGACCACAUGUCGCUUAUGAAUAUGAGGCGUUAUGAUUAUGAAAAUAUGCCCCGCCCCGAAUAUGGAAUAUGGAGGAGGGGGGCCCGUGAAGCGCGUGCGAAUGGGCGAAGUUUGAUUUAUGAGCCGGGCGCGGCCCCGCCUCCCUGUCAUAACCGUAUACCUGGUGCGCGCGCGCGCUGCCGCCCGCCGCCCGCCGCUCGCCUCGCGCUCAGUCCCGCUUCAGAUGGCGAGUGGUGCGCUCGGUCACACGCCGCGUCCGCUCCGCUCAGUGUACUUCGUCCGAGGCGAGUAGCCGGCCCGCGAGUGCGCCCCGAGGAGCCCUGCGCCUGCCAUGCGCCGGCCCUGAGCCGAGUCCGCAGCGCCGCACCAUGCCGCGCGUCAAGCCCUCCUGCGUCCGCCGCGUCUCCAUCGGUACUUAACGUUCCUACGACAUCUCACCAGUCACCACAUCACACACGACGUCUCCGCCACAUCCGACGACCUGUGACCCCACUCUCAGGAGGAAUAAUUUGUGUUUUUGUCGAUACGUUAUUGUUGAAUCCACGAUUUGAUAUUCGUACCGAUAAAAUGAUUCAGUUAGCGACGAUAAAAUUCGGCAUACAUGACAAAGUGAGCACUAAAAUUCGUCACCAACGGGGUGAAAGUUCGGGCUCGUGUUCCGAAGAAGAUAUUAACAAUGCGUGUGAUGAAACGAGAGACCGGCCUGAAGCGCACAUGUGUCCGCGCUGUCAGGAACAGUUCGAAAACCUUCAUGAGUUUCUGUACCACAAGCGACUUUGCGAUGAGAAAGCAUUGCAAAUGGGCGAGGAACGAAUGCAUUCUGAUCCCGAGGAAAUGGUCGUUUCUGGCGACGAAGAAAUGGAUGGACCUAACAAACGUUUAGAACAAGUCCGACGGCAUCGACAAGAUGCGGAGAAUAAUAACAGCCUCGAAGAUGGCGAGGCAGAAGUGCCUGAAGCCGACGUGCCGCCGGUCGGGUUGCCCUUCCCGGUGGCCGGACAUGUCACGCUCGAAGCUUUACAAAAUACUAAAGUAGCCGUAGCGCAAUUCGCCGCGACAACAAUGGCAAACAACGCAGAUAAUGAAGCGGCGCUACAUGAACUGGCCGUGCUUCAAAGCACGUUAUUUACGCUCCAACACCAACAAGUGUUUCAGCUGCAAUUAAUACGCCAAUUACAAAACCAGCUAUCAUUAACGCGGCGAAAAGAUGACCAGCUCCCGAGCCCGCCACCGAGUGAACCAGAGCCGGCGCAAGCGGCUCCCGCUCCGUCGCCGUCACCGCCGCGUCCGCCACGGGAGCCCACUCCUGUCGCUCCCACUCCCCCUACUAGUCAAAGCUUGCCGUCAACCCACUCGCAUCUUACACCUAAGACGGAACCAAUUACCGUUCCCAAACUCCCGACCUCAUCUCCUCCGAUGAUGUCCCAUCCACCUUACAGCUCCAUUUCCUCGUCGUUAGCGUCUUCAAUUAUCACAAACAACGACCCACCACCGUCUCUCAACGAACCUAAUACGCUUGAAAUGCUACAAAAGAGAGCACAAGAAGUGUUAGACAAUGCAUCCCAAGGUCUGCUAGCUAAUAAUCUUGCCGAUGAACUUGCUUUCCGUAAAUCGGGAAAAAUGUCACCCUACGAUGGAAAAUCAGGAGGAAGAAAUGAACCCUUUUUCAAACACCGUUGCCGUUACUGCGGAAAAGUAUUUGGAAGCGACUCUGCGCUGCAAAUCCACAUUCGAUCACACACAGGUGAAAGACCAUUUAAAUGUAAUGUAUGUGGAUCACGAUUUACAACCAAAGGGAAUUUAAAAGUACAUUUCCAAAGACACACAGCAAAGUUUCCUCAUGUCAAGAUGAAUCCUAAUCCAGUGCCAGAACAUUUGGAUAAAUACCAUCCCCCACUGCUAGCGCAAUUGUCGCCGGGACCAAUUCCUGGAAUGCCACCACACCCACUUCAGUUCCCUCCGGGUGCGCCAGCUCCUUUCCCGCCAAGCUUGCCGUUAUACAGACCCCCGCACCACGACUUACUGCCGCCACGUCCGCUCGGAGACAAGCCUCUACCACCUCACCCACUAUUUACAAUGCGAGAGGAACAAGAUGCUCCGGCUGAUCUCAGUAAACCAUCCGCGCCGAGCCCUUCUCGAUCAGCACCCGAGGUUAAGUCUGAACCACAAGACGAAGACUGUCACCGAGAAUCCAGUUUUGAAGAUACAGACCGCGUGUCUCCUAAGCGAGAACUUGAUGAAAACGACGCGACUCAAGAUCCAGAACAAGACCGAUACCCGUCUACAUCGCCCUACGACGACUGCAGCAUGGACUCGAAAUAUAGCAAUGAAGAACAAAUCGGCAGAGAGAGUCCUCAUGUGAAGCCCGAUCCAGAUCAACCGGAAAAUCUCUCAAGUAAGAAUUCACCGAUAUCCGGGCCAAUUUCAAUAGCAACGGGACUGCGUACUUUUCCUUCGUAUCCUCUUUUCCCUCAGUCACCACCCAGUAGUAUAUCCUCAGGUAGUUUAACUCCUUUUCCUAACACUAUGCAAAACGUCGUUGAUGUAGAUCUGGCACGUGAUCCCGUAUUUUAUAAUUCACUCUUGCCUCGCCCAGGCAGUAAUGAUAACUCUUGGGAGAGUUUAAUAGAAAUAACGAAAACUUCUGAAACAUCAAAGCUCCAACAGUUAGUCGAUAAUAUAGACAAUAAAGUCUCUGAUCCUAACGAAUGUAUUGUAUGCCACCGCGUUCUCUCUUGCAAGAGUGCCUUACAAAUGCACUACCGUACGCACACGGGCGAAAGGCCUUUUCGAUGUAAAUUGUGUGGCCGUUCUUUUACGACUAAAGGUAAUUUGAAAACGCAUAUGGGCGUUCAUCGCAUUAAGCCGCCAGUUCAAAUGUUACAUCAAUGUCCAGUUUGCCAUAAGAAAUUUUCGGAUCCUACCAUAUUACACCAACAUAUAAGACUUCACACAGGCGAGCGCGCCCACGUCCCUUACGAUCAAAUCAGAGGUAUUGAUAUUGAGGGUUUUCCAUCUCUAAGUAACGGGUCAGACGUCAGCGACUAUCAAGCUCAGCGUCCCUUCCCGCGCCCGAUGUUCCCUACUCCGACCACUCCCGGCGACCGACGGGCGGACUCCCGCGGGACCGACGAUGAGAGCGGCCGGGACGAGCGCGAGCCCGCUAUUCGGGAGUUCGACGACGACUUAGACAUGAAGGAUCGUCGAACUUCGCCGCUCUCCGUCUGCGCCUCGGCGUCCGAAAGCGAAAUAAAAACCAUCACCACAACGGCUUCCCUCCCAUCGGCGACAGGUUCGGAGAGCGGGCGCAGCGCGCGGGCCUCACCACCUUCGCCCACCAUGUCGACGCUGUCGACGCCGCCGCGGCUGCCGCUGCACUCGCCGCUGCCAUCGCCGCCCACGCCUAUCGCCGCACUUGGGGCGCUCGGAGGAUCGCCCUUCAGCCCGCUCGGACUUGCGUUUCCUCCCGCAGUGCGCGGCAACACGACCUGUAACCUCUGCUACAAGACGUUCGCCUGCAACUCCGCCCUGGAGAUACAUUACCGGAGCCACACCAAGGAGCGACCCUUUAAGUGCACCGUCUGCGAUCGCGGAUUCUCCACAAAGGUUUGUCUCUUAAACCUCUUAUUUAAUCAUACCCUUUGAUUUACCCUGUUUAUAUUUGUGUACCUACUACCUCCCCUCUGUUUUGAAGUGUUAAGAUUUGAUAAAGCUUAGGUACCAACAGUAAAUUUGAACAUACUUAGCGAGUGAUGUAUCCGUGUUCAACACAAUAGCGUGAUAUGACUAUCGUGUAAUAGUCACGUACCUACAAGCUCAUAGCUCAGAUUGAGUGACUUUGGCUUUUAGCCAGUUCAUACUUUAUUGUUACACAAAUAGCGAGACGAACGAGUUUACGACAUUUUCACUAAUUUUCACUACAUCUAAAGAAAUUCAUUGAUAAUAAAAUCGUUUGAAGACAAAAUACUAGCUUUACUCUGCAGCGCUACCUAGUUACAAGUAGGUUAACAGUUACUAUAAUUUUGCUUCUUGAUUUUGCGAUAAAACUAAAAAAAUAUGCUUUUAAAUGACUCUACACUAAUUGCACAUUCAAAUAUAAAACGAUAUCAUUAAAAGAAACAUAAGAAAUCCAAAAGCGAUAAACAUUUCAAUUACGUUAUGGUACGUUAUAAAUAAUACCUACAAUUCCUUUGAACUCGGUCCUGUUAAUAACCUUAUAAAUCUGCAUGU
Molecule: messenger RNA, 5403 nt
Organism: Trichoplusia ni (cabbage looper)
Lineage: Eukaryota; Metazoa; Arthropoda; Insecta; Lepidoptera; Noctuidae
Product: homeotic protein spalt-major-like
Exons: 3
Coding region: 1180-4818 (1212 amino acids)
Biological process (GO): regulation of transcription by RNA polymerase II
Cellular component (GO): nucleus
Molecular function (GO): DNA-binding transcription factor activity, RNA polymerase II-specific; RNA polymerase II cis-regulatory region sequence-specific DNA binding
Source: RefSeq, a predicted model, not a curated record